AUGGAGCUACUCUGCUCCUGGAGAAGGGCGACCACGUCUAUGUCACACUCCAUGCCCACUCCACGGUCUACGCUGCUGCUGCUGCUGCUGCUGCUACUCUCCAUAUCGUUUACACUGGCCCUAGACAAGAAAGCAGAGAAACAGCAAGAGAACAGCAUCACCGGCGACGAGGUGGUGCAGGUAACACCACCACAGCACCAGGCUGAUGAGAUCGAUACACAUUCAUGCUAUCCAGACAUGUGUGUCAUCAUAGCAGAACUCAGUGCCAUGCAGACCAGACUGGCAGCAGCAGAGACACACAUGCAGGAGCUGAAGAGAGAAAACACUAUUCAAGCACUAGAGAUCCAAGCUCUGAAGCGCCGGUCAAACUUCACAGAGGCUGAGCUGAGAGAACACAGCCGACUGCUGGAGGAACUGAGCAGAGGGAAUGUAGCAUUUUCUGCCUCUGUUGGGGGUAGGGGACACACAGGUCCAUAUGAUGUAGAAACCACUCUAAAGUACAAGAAUGUCCUCGCUAACAUAGGCAAUGCCUAUAAUCCAGCCACAGGGAUAUUUGUUGCCCCAAUCAGAGGAAUUUACUAUUUCAACUUCUGCUAUCAUGCUAGCCAACAGAAUGGGGCAGCAAUUGCCUUAUACAAGAAUAGUGAAUUGGUAGCCUCAGCUUCAAGUCAUGAUACAGACACCAAUAGCCCUGUGAACGGAUCUAAUGGCGUUGCAUUGCAGCUGGAGGAGAUGGAUCAGGUUCAUCUACGUUCAAAUUCUUGGGUUUGGGAUGGACCAUACCAUGAUACUGUGUUCACGGGAUUUCUGGUCAACAAUUUUUGAUGUAGACAAAACUUUAUUAAAAAAAAAAAAACCUUGAUUUGUUUGUCAA
Messenger RNA from Alosa sapidissima (American shad), 874 nucleotides. RefSeq lists its product as uncharacterized. The transcript is spliced from 5 exons. Lineage: Eukaryota; Metazoa; Chordata; Actinopteri; Clupeiformes; Clupeidae. Gene Ontology annotation, molecular function: protein binding. The coding region runs from base 1 to 825 and encodes 274 amino acids. The record is from RefSeq and is a predicted model, not a curated record.